AUGCCGCCAGAGCCCAAGGCUGGCACCAAGAAAACGCGCGACAUUUCAGCAUACAGGCCCAUGUCCGAGUCGCAAUGGCUCGUUCGCUUCGUCUUCCUGGAAACCGUUGCCGGCAUCCCCGGCGCUGUAGCCGGUAGUCUCCGGCACCUGCACUCGAUCCGCCGCUUCAAGCUCGACCAGGGCUGGAUCAAGACGCUGCUCGAGGAGUCGUACAACGAGCGCAUGCACCUGCUGACGUUUCUCGACAUGUACCGACCGGGCCGCCUGAUGCGGCUCGCCGUCUUUGCGGCCCAGGGCAUCUUGUACAACGCCAUGUUCGUCGGCUAUCUGCUCUCUCCGGGCUUCUGCCACAGGCUGGUCGGGUAUCUAGAGGACGAGGCCGUGGCGACGUACACGAAGUGUCUCGAGGAGAUGGAGAGGGGCCGGUUGCCGCUUUGGACGGAUCCGGGGUUCAGGAUCCCGGACAUCGCUGUCAAGUAUUGGAACAUGCCCGAGGGUAAACGGACUAUGAGAGAUUUGAUCCUGUACAUCCGGGCGGACGAAGCAUCGCACCGAGGCGUCAAUCACACUUUUGGAAACCUCGACCAAGCCUCGGAUCCCAAUCCCUUCAUUGACGGGCAUCAUUCCACUGUCAACCACAUGCAUGUGGCAGCCAUCAAGCCUGCGGGACUGGAGCGGGAGGAGGUGCUUGAGCGCGGCGUGGGACACUGAUGAAUUUGAUGAUCUGAGAAUACACAUGCUGGGUUGAUCCACGGAUGUGCAGCCGCCUUUUAACUCUUGUACCGCAAGCGUUCCGAACCGGGUGGCAGGCCGGGCCGGGCCACCCGUGUUGAUUGGCAAAAAAGCUGCCACUAGUAUGAGUCCGUCGAUUGCGGGCGGAUGCACGAUCUGUGGAUGCGCCAGACUGCAUGUGCCUUAUGUACAGGUAUGGAGUAUGUAAAUCCGUCCAUUGUCGUCUCGGGCGAAUCGUCAGUCGAGAGGAAAGUUGCUUUGGCGCCAAGCGAAACCGCGAGCUCGGCAGAAGUGGAUGAGGCGUGGCUUGUC
Messenger RNA from Parathielavia appendiculata, 1044 nucleotides. RefSeq names its product alternative oxidase. Gene Ontology annotation, molecular function: alternative oxidase activity. Gene Ontology annotation, biological process: alternative respiration. The coding region runs from base 1 to 711 and encodes 236 amino acids. Gene Ontology annotation, cellular component: mitochondrion. The record is from RefSeq and is a predicted model, not a curated record. The transcript has 4 exons. NCBI's taxonomy places the organism in Eukaryota, Fungi, Ascomycota, Sordariomycetes, Sordariales, Chaetomiaceae.